AUGAAGGCCCCUCAACGUAGCCUCUUGGACAAGGCUUCUCGCAUUCUUCCAGCGCCCCUUAAUGAUACCCAUGUAGGUGAUGACGUUUUAUCUCUGGAACCAUAUGGCAAGGUUUUGAGACGUGAAUGGUCUUCCGAGAAUGAAGUCCCAUCGAUCCUGGCCAGCGUAGAAGAGAAUAUGGUGUUUGGAGUUGUUUCUGUGACCUGUAAGAACACUGCUUUGCUGCUAGGUGCUGAAGUCGAAGUCGAAUUUGUGUGUCGUUGUGAGGAUGGCUGA
Necator americanus (New World hookworm) is the source of this 276-nucleotide messenger RNA. RefSeq lists its product as uncharacterized. The record is from RefSeq and is a predicted model, not a curated record. Lineage: Eukaryota; Metazoa; Nematoda; Chromadorea; Rhabditida; Ancylostomatidae. The coding region runs from base 1 to 276 and encodes 91 amino acids. The transcript has 3 exons.